Molecule: messenger RNA, 1125 nt
Organism: Rangifer tarandus platyrhynchus (Svalbard reindeer)
Lineage: Eukaryota; Metazoa; Chordata; Mammalia; Artiodactyla; Cervidae
Source: the annotation of a GenBank genome assembly
AUGGCCGAGCCUGGAGAACAGCUGCCGGAGGAGGUGCUGGCGCUCAUCUUCCGCCACCUGCCCCUGCCCGACCGCGCUGCUGCAGCGAGGGUCUGCAGAGCUUGGGCUGCCGCUGCCACCUGCAGCGCUGUGUGGCACGACACGAGCAUCAGUUGCGACUGUGAGCUGGAAGGCAUGCUGCCGCCGUAUCUGUCCGCCUGCCUGGACCACAUUCAGAAUCUAUGGCUGGAAUUUGAGCCGUCGAGGAAGUCGAGUCGCCGGGCGGCCACGGAGUUACUGACUGCACUGACGGGCCGUACCCCCGGGCUGCGAGGCCUGUGCCUGGAGUGCCGCGGAGAAAAGCCGCUCUUCGACGCCGGCCGCGACGUCCUGGACGCGGUGCACGCCCUCUGUGGGGCGGCCCGCGCGCUGCGCCACCUCGACCUGCGACGCCUGCCCUUCUCACUGGACGACGCGCUGGUGCUGCAGGUGGCACACGGUUGUCCGGAGCUCCGCAGCCUUUUCCUGGAUAACAGAACGCUGGUGGGCAGCGUGGGGCCGGGCUCCGUGCUCGAGCUACUACAGGCCUGCCCCUUCCUGUGCGCCCUUGGCCUGCACCUGGCCAGCCUGUCGCGCACCGCGCUCGAGGCACUGGCGGCGCCAGAGCGCGCGCCUUUCGAGCUCCUCGCCCUGCGGUGCGCGUGUCCGGAAGACGCACGCGCGCCCCCCCUGCCUGAUGAAGCCUGGGCCGCGUUGAGCCGCCGCCACCCGGGACUGGAGGUAGAGCUGGAGCUAGAGCCGGUGCUGCCUGCAGAGAGCGUGACGCGCGUCCUGCAGCCAGCCGUACCCGUGGCUGCGCUGCGCCUCAGCCUCUCUGGGGACACCGUAGGCCCAGUGCGCUUCGCGGCGCGCCACUACGCCGCAACCUUGCGCGCGCUUGAGGUGCGCGCCGCCGCCUCGGCAGAGCUGGACGCCGCACUGGAGGAGCUGGCAGCGCGCUGCGCGGGCCUGCGCGAGGUACACUGCUUCUGCGUGGUGCGACCUUCCGUGCUGCACGCCUUCCGCGCGCGCUGCCCGCGCCUGCGCAGCUACACGCUCAAGCUAACGCGGGAGCCCCAUCCCUGGAGGCCCACGCUUGUGGCGUGA